AUGGCUAAAAAGGAUAAAAAGUCCAAAGAAGCCAAAAAGGCUCGUGCUGCAGAAAAGCAAAAGAAAAAUUUGUCCAAAGCUGAAAUCAAAAACAAGAAAUUGACCAAGAAGCAAGGCGAUGAAGAAGAGGAAGAUGAGGACAUUGAUACUAUAUUAGCCAACUAUGCCAAAGAACAAGAGGAAUUUACUGAUGUUAAAGUAGAAGUAUGCAAACACCAUCCACAUAAGAGAUUGAAUCCAACUAUGGUUGCUUCUCCUUUACACAAUAAACGAGAAAUUAUUUUAUUUGGUGGUGAGUCAAGCGAUGGGAAAACAUCCCAUUUUCACAAUGACUUGUUUACUUAUUCAAUUGAUAAUGAUACUUGGAGGAAAUUCAUUUCUAAAAAUACACCAUUACCUCGAUCUUCACAUGCUAUGUGUGCUCAUCCAUCAGGCAUUAUUUUAAUGUUUGGUGGUGAGUUCUCUUCCCCAAAGCAAUCAACUUUUUAUCAUUAUGGAGAUACAUGGAUUUUGGAUGCAGACAAUAAGGAAUGGCAAAAGAUUGAUACCAAAAAGGGGCCAUCUGCUAGAUCUGGUCAUCGAUUGGCUGUAUGGAAAAAUUUCAUUAUUCUUCAUGGUGGAUUCCGUGAUUUGGGUACAAUGACAACAUAUCUCAAUGAUGUUUGGGUAUUUGAUGUGACUGAAUUCAAGUGGCAGCAGGUGGAGUUUCCACCAAAUCAUCCAAUCCCUGAUUCUAGAUCAGGUCAUUCAUUCAUACCCUGUGCUGAUGGUGCUGUAUUAUACGGAGGAUACACUAAAGUCAAAGCUGGCAAAGGCUUGCAAAAGGGUAAAGUGUUGAGUGAUUGUUGGGUUUUGAAAAUGAAGAGUGAUCCAAAGGGAAUUAGAUUUGAACGAAGAAAGAAACAGGGUGUAUUACCACUGUCUCGAGUUGGAUGUUCAUUAGUCUAUCAUAAGAAUAGAGGUAUUUUAUUUGGCGGAGUUUACGAUUACGACGAAAGUGAAGAACAAUUGGAUUCUGAGUUUUUCAAUCAAUUGUACAGUUAUCAAAUUGACAGUAAUAGAUGGUAUAAUUUGAGUUUAAGACCACAGAGGAAAAAGAAGGAGGCUAUAAAGGAGAAAUCAAGAGACGAGGAUUUGGAGGAUAUUUUGAAUUCCAUCUUGGCUAAAUCGAACUUGAAUGAUGAUGAUGAUGAAGAUGGAGAUGUUGCACAGUUGGAUAAAAUGAAAGAUGCCGAGGAGAAAGAGGAAGAAGAAGAAAAGAAGGAUGUUGUUGAUUACCCAGUAAUGAACCAAUUACCGCAUCCACGUUUCAAUGCGACGACUUGUGUUGUUGAUGAUGUGUUUUACAUCUUUGGUGGUAUUUAUGAGCGUGGUGAACAAGAAUUUAGUCUCGAUUCAUUUUAUGCCAUUGACUUGGGAAAAUUGGAUGGAGUUAAAGUGUUCUGGGAAGAUUUAUCCGAAUUAGAAAAAGCAGUUGAGGAAUCAGAAGAUGAGGAUGAAGACGAUGACUUUGAAUAUGAAGAUGACGAAAUUGAUGAAGCCAAGGGUGCUGAUGAAGAAGAUGAUGACCAAGUUGAGGAAGUAGAGGAGGAAGAGGAAUCAUCUUCAGAAGAAGAAGAGGAAUUCCCCGAUCCAAGACCAUGGUUACCUCACCCCAAACCAUUUGAAUCCUUACGUGCGUUUUAUGUUAGAUCAGGGGCUGCAUUUUUAGAAUGGUCUAUAUCAAGUCAUCGAGAAGCUCGUGGUAAGUAUUUGAAAAAGAUUGCAUUUGAGCUAUGUGAAGAUAGGUAUUGGGAGAGGAGACAAGCUGUUUCUGUUGCCGAAGACAAUUUGGAGGAAAUGGGUGGUGUUGGUGAAGUCAUUGAAAAGGAUACUACAAAAACCACAAAGAGAAGGUGA
Messenger RNA from Lodderomyces orthopsilosis Co 90-125, 1899 nucleotides. RefSeq lists its product as uncharacterized. Gene Ontology annotation, molecular function: protein binding. The record is from RefSeq and is a predicted model, not a curated record. The transcript has a single exon. NCBI's taxonomy places the organism in Eukaryota, Fungi, Ascomycota, Pichiomycetes, Serinales, Debaryomycetaceae. Bases 1 to 1899 code for a protein of 632 amino acids.